CAGCAAGCUGCAGAGAUGCUGAUGCCCAAGAAGAACCGCGUCGCCAUCUACGAGCUCCUCUUCAAGGAGGGCGUGAUGGUGGCCAAGAAGGAUGUGCACCUGGCCAAGCACCCUGAGCUGGCGGACAAAAACGUGCACCUGCACGUCAUGAAGGCCAUGCAGUCCCUCAAGUCCCGCGGCUACGUCAAAGAGCAGUUCGCCUGGCGUCACUUCUAUUGGUACCUCACCAACGAGGGCAUCCAGUACCUGAGGGACUUCCUGCACCUGCCUCCUGAAAUCGUGCCCGCCACCCUGCGGCGACAGACCCGCCCGGAGACCGCCAGACCCCGGCCCAAAGCCCUGGAUGGGGAGAGGCCAGCACGGCUUGCCCGGGGGGAGGCUGACCGGGACACAUACAGGCGCUCAGCGGCACCACCCGGUGCCGAUAAGAAAGCCGAAGCCGGCGCUGGAGCCUCGGCAGACUUCCAGUUUAGAGGUGGAUUUGGCCGUGGACGAGGACAGCAGCCUCAGUAACCUCCCACUGUUUCUACACAAUAAAGCGUUAUGUCUCUCA
Brienomyrus brachyistius is the source of this 553-nucleotide messenger RNA. RefSeq names its product 40S ribosomal protein S10-like. Lineage: Eukaryota; Metazoa; Chordata; Actinopteri; Osteoglossiformes; Mormyridae. Gene Ontology annotation, molecular function: RNA binding; structural constituent of ribosome. The record is from RefSeq and is a predicted model, not a curated record. Gene Ontology annotation, cellular component: cytosolic small ribosomal subunit.